Molecule: messenger RNA, 22133 nt
Organism: Pocillopora meandrina
Lineage: Eukaryota; Metazoa; Cnidaria; Anthozoa; Scleractinia; Pocilloporidae
Source: the annotation of a GenBank genome assembly
AUGUUGGGUUUAAAGACCAACAAAGUUCAAUCUAUCAGCUCUGUGAGUUUAGCUGGACUUCCCAAAGAUGUGCGGAUCACUACUGGUGCCAAUCACCGCCGUACAUCAAAAGGAUCAUUGUCUGGUUCACUGGCAGGAUUUGAACAAUUGGAGGUAUGUAUAAAGACCUUCUUAUUUUUCAGAUGUGAAAUAUUAUUGAGAUAUUAAGCUUAGUUUUGUAUUUAAAGGUGGUGAAAUGUUUUGCUUUUUGUCAAGUGCAAUUUAAUGAAUCAUACAUGCAUAUAGCUAUGCCCCCAAAACUGAAUGAAUAAAAACAUAAAUUAUCCUUUUCUUAAUGUAAAUUUUUGACAAAUGGACAAAAUGGAAUCACAGUAGAUUGCAUAUUUUUACAUUGACCUAAAAAUACAGAGUUCUUUAAUAACUGCUUGCUCUGAAACACCGUCUUACCCUCCCUAAUAAUUUGAUUCUUGCGAUGAAAAGGCUCAUUUUGGAUCAUUUUCAUAUACCUGCUUUUAAAGCUAAAGGAUUGGUAUUUUGUGUUUUGUCUUUAAUAUUUGAUUAAAGUAAGGUUGUCUGAAUAGUGAAUUCAUGUAAAAUUACACAGUUACCACUGAAAUUUAUUCUAAUCAGUGUAUGUAAAGUUCUGCCUAUAUUUAUUUGGUAUCUUAAUUUGAUUCCUUGGAAUAAUUGCUGUUAAAUCAAAACAGAUGUCUUGAAAAUGAUAAUCUUUACCUAUGAUUAAUUGUUAAAUUCAGUAACUUCAUAAACAUUGUUUAAUGUCAUUGGGAAAUAGAGAGAAGCACCUAAACAAAAAAAGUUAAAAAUUAAAAAUUAAAAUUUUGAAAAUUACCCUUUGAAGAAGCUUUAUACAUGAACACUAACCAAGUACUGCAUUUUAAUCCAUUAAUUGAAAAGGAAAAAAGAACUAAUGAUCAUGGGGUGAUCAUUUGAUCAUUUUCAGUUUUUAUCAGCAAGUGGUAGUAGAAACUUCUCAUCUUCCUAUUUAAAAGUAAGUAUAUUAUGCUUGGUUUAACUCUUGAGACUUGAUAACUAAUACACAUUAGCCAGGUAACUUUUGUUAAAUUAAAAAAUUUAAACUAUAUUGUUUAAUCUCCUAACCCCAAGGAUCAACUACCAUCUAAUUUCUCCCUACAUUAAGGAAAAUGAUCUCUACUGAAAGAAGCUCUUGAUUGUUAAAUAAAUUCUCCUUGUCAGCACCUUAGGAAAUGUACAGAGAACAGUAUGGAGAAUAUGCUUACUGAUAUUAGGAUGGAAAAGCUGUGGCUACUUGUGUAUAAUUGUAUUGUUUCUUUAUUUUAAAAUCUUAUCAAACAAUUAUUCCAGGAGUGCACGUUGGAUAUGAAUUACAAUGUACAAAAAAAAACUCCCUGAGUAAAAAACACUUUUGAGUACUUUUGUACAGAGUUUCAGUUUCUUUCUGUAAGGAAAAGAUUUAGUUUAAACAUAAUGAGAAGAGACCACUCCAGUACCAUCAGCAUUCAGCUGCAUUUUGCCCAAAUAAAUCAUGAAAAUUGUAAAUAAUUGUAAUGAUUUCAAUGAGCAAAUAAAUAUUAAAAAAAUUACAGGGUGAUAAACAAUUUAUGCAUAAAUAAGUAUCUUUCUGAUAAAAUAAGUGAAAUGCUAGGUCUUUGAGCUGUUGAUGCCAAGUGAGGUGCAUCUGAGUUAUUUAACAGCUGUCUUCACAAAUGACAAAGCAUUGGUUGAAAAAAGAUAUUAAACCAAUCUAAGACAAUUAAAAAGUUUACCACAUUCAAUGAAUUUGCGUAAUUUUGUUUAUAACAGAAAUGGGGAAUAUUGCAUAAUUCAUUUCUGUGGCACUUCCAUGAAAAGUUGAUUAUCAAUCUUUUUUGAUAGCAGUCACUUUUGACUGACCCAAGCCAUUGGGAUACAAUGAAUGAAUAAUGGUUUUCAUCUGGAAUUCUGUAGAAAAACAUUGCUACUUAUGACAAAAUGAAGCAUAAAACUACAGUUAAUAAUAUGCAAUGAUAAUACAAUGUUAAGGAUUCAAAGGAAGUCAACAAAAUGGUAAAUAUACUUGAAAAAUAGGUAUAAAAAAGAAUACAGUAAUAUGCAUUCGAUAUAUUUAUAUGUUAUAGUUGGAAGUGAUCUUCAGCUGGUGGGAGUUUUCUCUUUUUUGCACUUUAGGGUGAGACAAAAAUAUUUGAAGCAAAGAAAAUAUAAAGUGAAAUGAAUAGGUCAUCAAGAGAAGAGUUUGUAAGAAAAGACAAACCUACCAGUAGGAGGUGUUGUUUUGAAUGAUACAAAAUUAAAUUCUCUCAACUCAAUUGUAUGAAAACUUACAUCACUGAAAGAGAGAAUUGCAAAUAAGAUGUUAAGAGUUCAAUAGUUGACGCUGAAUCUAAUUCUAGCUGUGCUGUAUUAUGAGUCAGAAUACCAUUGCUACUUUUCAACUAGAGAUUCAGAAAACCCUUUAAUCCCUGAGAGUGACCAGCAUCUAAUUUCUCCUUUCAAUAUCACCCCUGAAUCAAACAUCAAGGUCAUGAGAAUUAAGGAAAUGAUAAUUAACUGAAGAACCCUGUUGAUUGUUAAACAAAUUAUCCUUGCCAGUACAUUAGGAAAUGUAUAGAGAACAGUAUGGAGAAUAUGCAUACUGAUGUUAGGGUGUAAAGGGUUAAUGAAAUUUUUGUUGGAGAAUGAAUUGCCAUGAUCAAUGAAUUAACCAUGAAAAACUUUUUGAGAAUGACUUACAAUAAAAUAACUUAAAUUUAGUUCAAAGAGAUCACAUUAAAAAAACUUUGAAAAGAACUCAAUAAGGAUAGCAAUUUUAUGUUUUGUGGUUUGUAUUGUUCUGAGUUUUUAUACUGACUUUGUGAAAACAAGCUUUUGAUAUUUAACACCCAAAGAGCAGAUGAUAAAAUUAAAAGACUUGGAUCUUUAUAUUUUCUUCUAGAUCAACAGGUCUCUUUUUUAGUGUAUUUUCAUAAUGGGAGAAAAAGUUCGUAAUGUUUGAUCAAUUAUUUAUUUGUUUUGUGACUGGCACCGAGGUACAUCUCCCACUGGUUAUUUCUACAUGAGGUUUUAAAUAAAUUUUUUGCUUUGAAAUGCAAAUUCAAAAAGUUCCUCUUGAAUAUUUAUCUCAAGUCAAUGUUCAGGUCUUUUUUCAUGCUUUACAAGACUUUAACAAAAGCACAGAUUUUCAAAUAUUGUGAAGAUUUUGUUUUAGUUGGUUAAAGUUAUGGGAAAAUGUCCUUCAUGUUUCAGGACAAACAAAUUGGGUGACAACAAAUUUUUGCACAGAUUGUGUCAUGAUUUGGUAUUUUUGUUAAAGCUGUGAAGUAGCUUUGUGUUUUCAACAUGAAAGAGUCAUUUUCAACUCUCUAUGAGCUUGACAAACAUGGAAGUACAGUUUCUCUGAAGAUGUUCAGUCGAGUCUCAGUAAGUGGAUUUGUUAAUACUGUAUGUUUAUACUAAAUUAUGUAAAGCUAGAUAUUCUUGAGUGAUUGAAAUGAUUUUGAAACUUGUUUGAAAAGUUUAAGCACAGACAAUGAUAUUGUUAAGUGCAUUCAAAAUCAUACAUGUAGAUCAGAAAAUACAUCAUUUUAUUUUUCCAGCUCUCGAUAGAUAGACUUAGGUAACCAGUCAUUGUGCAACUUCAGACCAUGUAAUAAUUUGAGAAUCAUUUUUAUCACCCUAAUGAUGAAUUUUUGAAAUAAGUUUUUGGCUUUUAGUUUCCAGUUCUUCUUUAGAGCUUUUUAGAAUGUGACACACUUAAUUCACAUUUCAUUUUUACUCUUGCAAAUUUUGACAAAUUUUGACAAAUUUUCAGUUACAGCAUAAACUAAAAGAAAUUUCAUCAUUUUGAAAUGAUACAAUUUACUUGGCUGUAAAAUAACUUUCUCUCAGUUGUCACUUCAGUGAAUUAGUUUAUAACAUAUGGGUUGAAAUUCUCAUAGUCCUUUUGCACUUGUAAAGUCUCUGGCCUCAUUGUCAGGCCUAUUUGUUUGCAGAACAAUCUAUUGAAGUUAUGUGAAGUCAUGCACAUGUUAUUUACCUCUGGAAGUUAAGGAAUAAAAAAGCUACAAAAGUCAUUUUUAAUUUGAAAGAGACAUUGCCUUUGUGAUAUCUGUUACAGACAUAAUUGCAACCUCCUUGUAUCUUCAGACCAUAGAUAGGUCACUAAACUGAGGCUUGGGUUGAAAAUUUAGGUAGCAAUUUUUUUAAACCUACCAAAAUGGGUGACUAAAAUGGUCACAGCUAAGAGUGCUGAAGAUGGAUGGUGUACAUGAGACCACCAUGAAACAAGACAUUUGUAAGAAAAUUUCCAGUAUUGAAACCAAAAGCAACAUUUCUUAUCAGUACAUGCUGCUUUUUUGACAUUUCCAAUCUUUUUAAAUUUUUGUAGAAAAGCAAGAAGUCAUGGAUUGCUGGACAUUUUCGAGGUCGGGAGUGCAUCAAAAUUGUGAAAGAUGCAAAGAAGACUCGCUCAGAAGAGUAUGUACAUGAACCUUUGUAGAAACGUGAUUUUUUUUUUCUUUUGUAUAUGUAAGAUUUGAGGCCCUUUGCAUAACUCCAACAUGAAUAAUGGAGUGCUGAUGUAAAUGAUAAUGGUUAUAAUUGUAUGUAAAAUUCAACUUUCAUAACUAUUUUAUCUCAAACUAUCUCUCAUAAAUAUUUUAUCUCGAACUAUCUUGAGAAAGAGAGGGAUAUCUGCUGGUUUACUGGUGUCUACCAAGAGUAAAACAGUUAUGAAUGAAACAGAAAGUCUCAAGUCUCACUGUUAGUCAAUAUACCUUUUUUUCCAUGUUAGGAAUCCAAUGUGUAUGUGUGGUAGAACUAAGAAUCAACAUGAUUUAAAUGUGGUCAGAGAGGACACAGGCGAUCAAUGGACCCCAGAAAGGUGCACACGGCAGAUGCAAACUGAUGCAUAUGGGGAGAUUGACUUCCUUGGUACAGGCAGUCAGAAUAAACGCUCUCCAGUAAGUCGCUGCAGACCAUGAUUGAUACUGUACUUAUUGUGGUGUCUUGUCAGAGGUACAGGUGUUGGUGAAGGGGGGGGGGGAGGGUAUGGGUUUCCUUGACGUUUUCAGCAGGAGGGCAACUGGUUUUCACAGGCAGGCAAAACUUAUUGAACUGAAUUUCUUUGUAGGAUAAACUUUUCUGUAGAUGGUCAAACCAGGUGAAAAAAAAAACCGUCUUCACAACCGGUCAAUUUACCCAGUGCCUGACCCUUAAUAAAACCCCUUGGGGGGCAUUUGAACACCUUAUGUUUAUCAGGGAGGAUUGGUAAAGUAGUGGAAGGCAGUCGUGUAUGGCACAUGUGUGUGAAAGUGAGUGAGAGACUUUCUCCUAUAUCCUUUACCGAAAUACGCGAAAGUAAUCCCAAGUCUCCUUUUUUAUACCCGUAGUAUGUGCGCGUGUCACACGACACUGAUGUUCAGCUCAUCCUAAAGUUGAUGCUUGAAAGAUGGAAUCUUGAAAUUCCCAAUCUGGUUAUUUCUGUGACGGGGGGUGCCAAGAGUUUUGUUCUCAAACCCAGAUUGAAAGAAGUGUUCAGAAGAGGUCUGAUUAAAGCAGCUAAGUCGACGAGUGCCUGGAUUAUAACAGGUUUGUGCCUUUUUCAGUAUAUACUCACUGUGUGUAAUGUCCAGACAGAGCCAUUGACUGAGUAAAACUGAGAGAAUCACGAAUGCCAAUCAGAGCAAAGGAAAAUGUCACGAGGAGUCGAUGAGAACUCAAAGCAGCCUACAUGGCGGGAAAAGUUCAGUGGUUUAGUUUUGUUUGCAGUUGAUUGGUUUAAAGACUGGUGCGACUUCUCUAAACCAAUCAGGGAGCCUAAUGAAACGAAAACUCAGUAUUACCAAUUGAUUUCCCACGCUCAAGGUCGUUUUCUUGUGUUUACAUUCAGAUUGGUCGCUGUGAGUACUUUGUUGGUACACAAUCGAAAAGCGGUCUUUCUGAGAUUGUGAGAUUUGAGGCGAUUUUCCUUUUUUUUCUCCUAAGGUGGAACCAAUGCUGGUGUUAUGAAACACGUGGGUGAAGCCGUGAGAGAACAAGAAAUCACAUUUGGUAGUGAGGAUAAAGUUAAUGUUAUUGGCAUCGCUACUUGGGGCAUUGUGGACAGAAAGGAUUCUUUAAAAGCGUCUAAGGUAAACACGCUUAGUUUCAAAGGUCACAAGUCUCUGAUUAUUUUUGACUAAUGAAAGGAUAGUUUAUUUUUAUAAAUAUAUAAUAACUGCGAGCGUAAAACGAAAGCCGCGUCGUUCAUUUCCCGCCAAAAGUAGCAAUCUUCCUUUCCCGCGAAAACUCGCACUGUGUAUUUCCCGCCAAAACUGUCGUUGCCCAAAUAUUGAGGGCAGUUGCGGUGUCUAAGUUUCUCGUUUCCCGCCAGCUAACUGCUGCUAUAUGGAAUGCUCUUAUGUUGUUCACCAUGAAGGAACAUUGCCGUCCCUUAAGCUGCUCAAUAUAACUCAAGUUAAGUCGGCUCAGAACUCCUAUACUUAGGCGCUUAUUCCCCAAGCGGGUUCUGUCUCUCUGUAAUUUUAGCCCGUCGGAAUCUGGAAUCCUGCCGGCACCUCGAACCCCGCGAGUACCUUGCCUCUGGUCUUCCAAAAGCUCCGCAUAGUCACUAUGCAGAAUAAAGCUAUCGGCGGUUGCAAUUAUUCUCUUGUUUUCUUUAUGUAGAACACAAAUGGUCUGUAUCCGGCCCACUACCGCAUGGAACAGGUCCCAGGCUCCAGUGGGGCUUUGCUGGAUUCAAAUCAUUCGCACUUCCUGUUGGUGGAUAACGGAACAGAAGGAAAGUACGGUGUGGAGAUUAACCUGCGCUCAAGAUUUGAGGAAGCUGUAAUGAAGGUCAAAACUGACUCUAGAUCUGCUGCAGGUUGGUUCAAAUGUCGACCACGCUAAAAUCAAUUAGUUUGAAUGUGGCUCCUUAGGUUAGGUCUUAUGUUGCCUCAUUCUGCAAUGGCUUGAAAAGCUCGCGUCACCUUCUCAACCAAUCGAAUGGAAGCAAUCGCGACCUUGCAAGGCGCGUUUUCCCGCGCUUGGUGCCGUGACUUCUCACUGGUGCACAGUGUUUUUUAAGUUUGUUGUGAUUGGUUGAUUUACAUUCCUUGGUUUCCCCGGUAGAUUUUAGGCUAAUACCCUAAAAUACGUUUAGUUACGUUGUUUGGAUAUUGCAGUCGUUGUACCAUGGAAUUUCUCAUAGCAUGGCUCAUGUGAAUAUAAUCUAUAGAACAAUGGAUAUAGAAUAUCAAAUUAUUAACAAAGUGAAAGAAGUAAUUAUGGAAGCGAUCUUUGCAGUAAUAAACACUACUUGAGCAGUAGUGAAAAUAAGGCCUGCUCAAGUAGUGUUCAUUACUGCGAAGAUCGCUUUCAUAUUCACGUCUUUAUCUGCAGUUCAGAUAUAUGACUUUCAUAUAUACACAGUCGUUUAUUCACCACUUCACGGGUUUAUUUGAAACCAAAUGAUAACCAGCUCCAAGUUGACUUGUUAGCUCAGUUGGUAGAGCACUGCACCGGUAUCGCAGAGGUCAUGGGUUCAAAUCCCGUACAGGCCUGAAUUUUUUUCAGGUCUUAUUUUCACUACUGCUCCACUAGUGUUCAUUACCGCGUAGAUCACUUUCAUAUUCACGUUUUUAACCGCAGUUCAGAUAUAUGACUUUCAUAUAUUCACAGUCGUUUAAAGUGAAACAAAUUAGCAUUUUUAAGGAAAAAAAUUACAUGUUAGCAGCGAAUCAAAAAAAAAAAAUGCAGGAAAGAAAAAACAUUCGCUGUAGACACAAAAAUAGAUACAGUCUAAAAAAUGGCUUCUGAAUUUCACUUUGUUUACAUGGUUAACAAUCGGUUGUCAAUCAUUUGCAAGGUGCCAUUGGUGUCCCUGUGGUCCUAUUGGUUUUGGAGGGUGGACCAAACACUGUUCGUACCAUGUGUGAAUUAAUCAAAAAGAAAAUCCCAGCUGUUGUAAUUGAUGGAAGUGGUCGUGCAGCAGAUGUAGUGGCUUAUGCCUACAGUCACACCACUAAAAGGUGAGAAUUAAUGACCAAUUGUGCCUCAAUUAUUUCGUUUAUGGUCUAAAUAGAGUAUUCAGGUAAACGUUUUCGUCAAGCACCGUCGCAUUUUUCCCGCGCAUGGUACCAGUGACAUGUUUACCCGCGCUUGGCGCCGGAUGCGUGAUUUCCCGCGUUUAUCAUGGGUUGUGUGGUUUGUGCAAUUGCAGCGAAUACAUUUUUUUUCCCGCGUAUGGCUGUAAAAUGACAUGUUUUUCCGCGCUUGGUGCCUGCAGCGUAAUUUACCGCUCUUAGCAUGGGCUUUGUAUUUUAACGCGUUUAAGGAGCAAGGUAAUUUUUUUCCCGAUUAUCGUAACAGUAAUUUGCUUCCCGCGCUCAACGUCAUUUGCUUGAUUCCCCGCGUGUAAUACGUAGCCCUUUUGCUUUUCUGCCUUUUGUUUAUUUUUGUUUUGAUCACUAAUGUUAAGACAGUCUUCCUUGCGGUUUUUCGUUUCUUUUUUUUUAUCGUCAGUGAUGGGAAAUUUAUCGUCGAUCCUCAGUAUGAAGGGAAAAUACGAGCUAAGGUGGCGGAAGUGUUUCAAUUUAGGAAGGAACAAGAAGUCGACGAACAUUACAAGAUGAUCGAAGAAGUACUUGAAGACGAUAAGAUGGUAUGUCCCUUAUUCUUUUUUCAAUUUUUUGGGUUACACUUAGUAUUGCAGUCUUUUCUUGUUCACAUUGUAUUGGCGGAAUCCGUAAAAAAUGUUCUAUUUCCUUUUCCUCAAUUAAAUUUAUGUACCAUGGUUGAUGGCAUGAAUGAUAUGAAUUUUCAGUUGAAAAAUGUAUGAAAUAUCAUGGUCUCUGAUCGUCUGGUAACGAGGUGGAAGUUUCCUGGAUGUUUAAGUUUGCGCUGUGCUUAGUUUUGCCACAAAACCGUCCACAGAACUCCUUAUCCAGGACACCGACUCGAGAAACGUAGCCUUCAGUCCCGACUGAAAAAUGAAAUACUUCUCUGAACUUUCACUGGAGUUUCCACCAAGAUCUAUUAUAGUAAUUCUGAUCCAUAAGUUUGCUCACCGUAACAAGAUCUUCAUUAGUAAGUCUAACCAGAUUUAUUCGAAGUAAAUUUUCGCUGUUUGAAAGGGUUUUCACAAUUACAAUGACAAUGAUGUUUGUUCAAUGCUAAAGUGACAGAACAAAGUCUCCUUACUGUUUUCCAUACAAUUCUUAUGAUGUUUGUUCGGAGAAUUUGGUAUUGGAUCAACUAGUAAUCCCCUGAUAGAUAUUUUCUUUAUUCUCGUCACUUGUCUGCUUAAUAUUGUAUUGAUAUUGUUAGGAGAAAUUCUGUCCUGGUCACUUGUGGGAGUGAAAUGGUUCAAACAUUUGUUGUUUUUGUAGAUCUCUAUUUACCGAAUGGAUGACGAGACCAAUAUAUCUCAAGACAUUGAUCUUGCAAUUCUAAAAGCCCUCCUAAAAGGUAUGAUAAUAAUUUAGUGAUAUUUUGAUCUCUCAAUAGGCCAUUUUACAGUUGUGUACUUAGUUGCCAAGCCUUUGAUUUGGAGUGAGGCUGAAGGUGACCUUGUUGUGUUAGAGACCAGAAUCUAGUUAGCAUGAUAACAAAUUAAUUUGCACUUCAAAAGCAGCAAGGUUUGUAUCAUAACAAGGUCACCCUUAGCCUCACUCCUGUUCAAAGGCUUGGCAACCAAGCACACAACUGUAAAAUGGACUAUUACCUGUUUUGUUUUGUUUUUUUCACGCUUUUGAAAUUGUUCUUUUGUUCUUUUCUUUUUUUUAAGGUGGAUCAUUAAAAACUGACAAACAGAGAAGUUCUAGACAGGUGCCAUUCAGUAGAGAGGUUGGAUAGAUCAGUUAUUAUUAUCAGAUCAGUUAAUAUUAGGUAUAGAGAGAGAGGAAACAGAGAUUUAAAUAGAGAGGGAGAUGCGUUACUGUAUUAGUGAGUUAAAGCGUGGCUGUGGGACUCUUUACAAGAGAUUGAAUGUGUGUCGAUGAGAAACAUCUUGAGCUGUUGUUAACGGAGCUGUUUGGGCCGUAAGGCUCAAUAGCCUAUAGCCACUUCGUGCAUAGUUGAAGAUGCACUGUCCUUAUAGUCAGCGCGCUGGACUCUGGGUCGAGAGGUCUGGGUCCGAGCUCUAGCUCGGUUAUUGUGUUAUAUUAUCAGGCAAUUCACUUAACUGAGUUGUAGAAACUAGACGAUUGUUGUUUGUGUUACAACAUUCGCACUAAGCUGUCCUGUAGAACCAAUUAAACCUGUGAACAUCAAUGUUAUUCUGGUAUCUCUCCUAGCCAACAGUUCCGCUCCUUUGAUGCAGUUAAAUUUGGCACUGGCCUGGAACCGGAUUGACGUCGCUAAAAGUGAGAUCUUCACUGAUGACAAACGUUGGACGGUAACUUUUAUGUUUUCAUAUGUAACUUGCCCAAUCUUCUCUUGUCUCGCGGACGAAUACAUGUAAAGCUUGACAACCUUCCAACAAGUUUUGGAAAAGGUGUAACAUUCCUUUUUUUUUUGCGUUUUUCAGGCGAGUGGAGGCAUGUGUGAAGCGAGAUUGAGGGGCGCGCGAGUUACCCGCGAGAUGACGGGCGCGAAAAAAGGGCGAAAUAACGCGCCAUUUCUCUUACGCUCGUCCUUUUGUACGUGACCACAGCUUUGCACUCGCCUCGCGCUCGCCUGAAUACACGAAAAUGCAAUGUUUGUUGUGCGCGCUUAGUUGGAAUUUUCGCGCUUAGGGGAAUUUUCAUCUAGUGUUUUGCAAUUAAAGCGUUCACGGACUGCACGUAUUAUAAGACAAUAAUUGUUAUCGUUCUCUUUCUGUAGACGGAGGCACUGACUAAUCCUAUGUUGGCAGCUUUGCUCGACGAUAAGCCAGGAUUUGUUGAACUAUUCCUACAGAAUGGUCUCAGCAUGAGAGAAUUUCUUACACCGCAGAUAUUAUGUCAGUUGUAUGCUGGGGUGAGUUAGUAGAGACUUGUUGAUUCCACGAGGAGUUUGACUUCGAUCACAAUAUUUGGAGUUAAGUUUUAAGCGAAACAUCGUGAAAAUAUAUUUCUUUUUUCUGUAACGUUUUCGAAAUUCCUUGCUGAUAUCGAAAAUGCAAUAUCGUUUAAUUUUCAGGUCCCAAGUAACAGCGUCAUAAAGCCUCUGGUUCAAAAAGAAAUGGUGCGUAUGAUUUUAUAUGUAUAUUUUUAAAUUUACUGCUUAAAUUUUCACGUUUUGUGCGCUUUUCAUCAGUUCCAUUUUUACCCGUUUUACGUAACUUCUAGGAAAGCAUCUAAAAAACAUGCCUCUUUUUGUGGAAAUUCCGUUUCAAAAACUCUGUGAGAUAGACACUCUGGCUGAAUGGCACCUGCAAAUUCUUUUUUCUUUUUGCGUCCAUCAACAUACUAUUGACAUGUUUUCCCGCGCUUCUCCAUCUCGUCCUGUUUUCUUGCGCUUGAGAUUGGUCACACGAUUUCCCGCGCUGACCGCUGGUUGCAUGUUACCCCGCGCAUUCCAGAAGUGACGAAUUUAUUUUUCUGAGGGUGCGAAAAAAAAAUUAAGCAUAAUCAUUCCUUUUUCUACAGAAUAAAAAGAAUAUUACAGCCUUAAACCUGAGGGUUAUCGGUGAAGUGAUAGAAGAAUUGAUGGGCGAUUCAUAUCAUAGCCUUUAUCUUCGGGAUCCACGUUAUAUGACCUCACUUCCUGAGGAAAGGGGCAAAAGUCGAAAAAUCACCCAGCCAGCUAUUGUAUGUAAGUAACACAUCUAAGAACUUAGCGCUCUGUCAAUAGUAUUGUUAUCAUCACAAGAUUCAAAGUCGUCGUUAUCAUUUUUGUCUGUCAUUAUGAUUUAUAGCUUUGUCAUUUGUUAGUACCAUUUGAGCCAAACCUUUAGAGACGAUCCCGGGAGAAUUGAUGUUUGUAAAAUGUAUGGGUCAGUUCGCGCGCUCUGAUUUAUUAAAGGGUAUGGUUUGUAUUUCAACAAGUCUCCUUUGCAGCUGUCACGCAACGCAAAGGUUUUUAUUUAUAGUGUUAUUCUGCCAAUAACUGCGCGACUAUGAUAAGAUACAACUUAAUUGUUUACCCUUUUUUUACUUCAAGGCAAUCCCCUUCACAGAAUCGACCCUCUAAAGACACCGUAUCGUGACGUAUUUAUCUGGGCAGUGCUUAGUAACCGGAAAGAGAUGGCCAAGCUCAUGUGGAGCAUGGGCCGAGAACAGAUCGCAACCGCGCUCAUGGCAACGCGUCUUCUUAAAUCCAUGGCGGGAAAGGCGCGUGCUGAUGAUACCAUCACUGACAUCAGCCCAGAGCUACUGGAGGUUGCGAAGUGAGUAUCUUUCUCCUUGUAUCCCGGCGCUGCACAUUUAAAUAGAGUGACUAAGAACUAAUUUCUCUCAACAGUAUCACCAACAAAUGAAGCACUUGGUUUUUAAACAAAUUCUCCUUGUCAGUGCUAUACGAAAUGUGAAGAAAACAGUGUAGAGAAUAUGCAUACUGAUAUAAGGUUGUAAACAGUUAAGUAGCCACGUAGUCUUAGGCUGGGGAAUUGUAUGAUACGUGACAAAAUAUUGUGUGACUGGAUAAAAGUUUUCAGACACAGAUGGUCGAGAUUUUGAUAAUUCUACCAGCCAUUGACAGUCUUUGUAACGACUUCGAAUAGGUUCAGUCUCUCUUUUCGAUUAUCAACUUUUAUUUUUUCAAGCAUUUUCGAUGUUCUGAGCGCUGCUGUUAACUCUCUUGCAGCGAUUUUGAACAACACGCAAUCGGCGUACUUCAAGAAUGUUACGAAGAGAAUGAAAAUCUCUCCCAGACACUGCUCGUUAAAGAACUGGAUAAUUUCGGUAACCUGACAGCACUUGAUCUGGCUGUCAUGGCUGAAGAUCAGAAUUUCAUUGCACAUACGAGCUGCCAAGUGCUACUCACCAGACUCUGGAUGGGAGCGAUGGCCAUGAACACUAAAUGGUGGAAGGUAGAAAAACAUGACUUCUCGGGGGAGGGGUGGAAUUAGUUAAGACGAUUAAAAGUUCCUUAAGCCGCGCGCGUUAACCACGAGGCCUUCAUCUUGGGUUAUUAGGGGAAAGGACCGUAGAUAGAUAAAAUUCAAAACUUUCCCCUUCCCUCCUCCCUACCACUUAUUUUUACCAGGGGUCACAGUGGCUAGUCUUAUUGCUACUGCAUCAGACUCCGGUGCGAGAGGCUUGAGUCCGAACACUGGCUGGGAUUUCUUCAUACUUGUGUACCUUGUCUACUCCAUUAAGCGCUGGACCUGAGAAUUUUUACGAAACAGCACUGGAAACUUAUUGUGAUAUAUAUCUUUCUCAAUUAAUUUUUUCUCCAUUAGUUUUUGUAACCCUGCGCGAUCUCCGUUUACGAUGUACCGUUUUGUUCCUCAGAUCAUUCUUUGCACGUUCUGUCCAUUCCUGAUUUUUCCCCUGAUUUACUUUGUCCCGGAUGAGCAGCACGAAAGAGAGGCCGCAGCUCGUCUGUCGCAGAAGGGAUUGUACUCUAAAAGUAUGAAGAAUAUAAGGAGACCCAGCAUAACAGAAGAAACAGUCGAACUACAAAAGGUUGAAACUGUCAGAAACGGAAAUCCUAAGACUAACCUCGACGAAGAAUCUAAAGUAGGAGAAGGGGAAGAUAUAGUGGAGGACAUAGUUGAAGAGAUAGUGGAACAUAUUCCAGGUAAAGAACCUUUGAAUCGUGAUUCUCCCAAUCAAUCACUGUAGGAAUCUUCUGAUUCCAUUGUGAGAAUUAAAAACUUCAUCAAGUAUCUCGUCCAUUAAGUCGUCUGUGAAGAAUUUUGAAGUCCUUUGAAGAUGACGUUCUCUUUCGAAACCGAUAAGAAUCUUGGACUAAAGCAAUUCUAUACGUAGAUUUUUUUGUGCUAGGCGUGAAACGGAUCAGUAUCAGUAUCAGGGCAACGGCCCACCUACCCCUCCCCUAACCCAACAACAGUCAAUUGAUAACAAGUUAGAGUGAAUGUUGGGUUAGGGGAGGGGUAGGUGGACCGUUGCCCAGAUACUGAUAUUGAUCCCGUGAAACUGAUGUAAGCUUUAUGAAACAAUUAAAAUAGUUCUUUAGCCCCUGAAAUUAUCAGAUCAAUGUCAGUAUCUGAACAACUACACACCUACCUCUCCCCUAACCUCACAUUAACCCUUAGUUGUUAUCAGUUGAUUAUUGCUGGGUUAGGGGAGGGGCAGGUGCGUAGUUACUCAGAAACUGACAUUAAUCCAAAUUGUCAUUGGAUAGAAUACAAUAUUUAUAGAAUAAAAUAUUUUCUCAACUCAUUUAAACACUUUUUUUUUUACAGAGCUUCAAGAAGAUCAUUCUAUGGAGCAUAUGAUGCGAUCUACAGACAUGACUUUUUAUGAUAGAAUCACAUCCUUCUACUCAGCGCCGUUCACCAAGUUUAUGGGAAAUUUGGUAAGCUUUUACACAUAAUUCCUUAACGACAUAUCCCAACUUUGGAGGUUUUUUCAUCCAUUUGAUGUCACAUUUGCAGGUGUCUUACAUAGCAUUCAUCUUGCUUUAUGGUUACGUAAUCACGAUGUACUUCCCGAAAUUUGACUCGUCCAAGACUCUCGGCGGAUUAAGUGUGGUGGAAUUUGUUCUUUACUUCUGGAUCCUCACUAUUAUAAUGGAAGAAAUUAGACAGGUGGGUAACACGAUGACGUCAUAGGAUGACAUCACGUGAUCAUGACAAGUAUUAUGUCACAUGGUCAAGGCACACAAUAGGUCACAUGACAGUCCAGUGUGAUGUUUAAUCCAUGAUCACACAGCACCGAAAUAUUACGUGUGGAGAUUAGAUGGCCAAUUGUUUAGUUUGCUGUACUCUGGAAUGAUAGGUCGAUAUUUUGUGGCAUCCUAAGAUAUUCAAGAUAUUAAGGAAUUAACCUUUUCUAUCGUAAUUCCUCUCUCUGGUAAGUGUAAACUGACAGGGAAACUUAAAUAAUUUACGGUUGGUCUACCUGUGGCUCACUACUUCCCGAGAUAAAACUUGACGAAUGUCUAGUUGCGACACCUGUAGCUCACAACGGCCCGAAUUUUUCUUGGUUUCAAAGUUGAAGGGCGCAAAAGAUGCCGACUUUUACCUUACAAAAGUUUCUCUCCGUAAUUUACUAAUUUUUAAUCUUUAUUUGAUGAUUUUAUUUCUGUUCUUUUCUUUUAAUCAGCUGGCGGCUCAACAACCGAAGACCUUUGGUGAUAAACUUAGUGUUUACUUUAGUGACACGUGGAAUCUCGUGGACACGUUUGCACUCCUGGCUUUUGUGGUUGCAGCAUGUCUGCGCUUUUUUGAUUCAACCUAUGAAGCUGCCCGGAUCAUAUUUUCACUGAAUAUAAUAGUGUUUAUCGUGCGUUCCCUUCAGAUCGUUUCUGUCAACAGACAGCUCGGUCCCAAACUUGUCAUGAUUAGAAAAAUGGUAAGAUUGUGUGACGUAAUGGUAUAAUUACCUGACUUUUUCUGUUUCCGUGGAGAUGGGGUACGUGUGGUUUGUUUGGUCAAUUUAGUGGGUCGUAUUUCACUGUAUGGCCCGCUAAAUUCAAAAGUUUCGUCGCUAUGAAAUCUUUCCCCUCUACUUGAACCCAGAGCCCAGAUAUAUAAUCAUAAUUAUACUAACCUCGUUUUCUCGGCCCGUACUGCAAGUUACAAACCCUCGGUUUUUUUGCACUUACUAUAAAUCCGAGCGGAAAAACGCGGUGCGUAACUUAGAGUACAAAUCUCGAGUUCGGUUAGUAAGAGGUAUGUAACUUGACCAUCCGAAAAUUAUCUUCAAUUUUGUAAUAAACCGCGUUAUGUGCAAAAAAGAUACCCUUAGUUAAGGUCCUUGAAAGCCCCUUUAAUUUAUUCACGUUUGACUCUUAGUUAAUGCUUCGUGUUAUUGCAACGUUAGCAAUUUCUAAAUACCUCUUUUUUUCUUGUUUUUAUUUUUUGUCAUAGCUUGAGGAUCUGAAGCAGUUUGUAAUCAUUUUGGCCAUAUUUAUUAUCGCUUAUGGAAUCGCUCUGCAAGCGGUGUCAUUCCCAGGCCCCGGACAGUUCGCCAAGACCUGGGAUCAGGUGAUCCGUGGAAUACUGGACCUACCUUACUGGCAGAUGUACGGAGAACUCUUUCUCGAAGAAAUUUCAGGUAGCUGGAUCAACCCUCUUACUCUUCUGUGAUUAAAAUGUAACUUUUCCUUUACGAUAUUGAUAUAAUAUUUAGCAAACAGAUUAUAAGAAUAGAUAACUACACCAGCCUGCUCGCAGGCUUGCUGUGAUUGGAUGAAACUUUGUGAGAAGUAACAAAGGGCAAGUAUGACUCUGCCUUAGUAACAUCACGUAAAGCUUCAACCUUUUGUUGUUGUUUUUUUGUGUUUUCAGGUCAAAAGCCCUCAGAGUAUUUUGAGGUUCAUCCUACUGCUAAAUGGCUGUCGCCAGCGCUCUUAGCUGGCUACAUGUUGUUUACAAAUGUUCUUUUACUUAAUCUUCUCAUCGCCAUUUUCAGGUAAUUUAGAUUCUUAACCUGUUUUUUCACUAUUUUAGAGCCUCAGGAUGGUUUUUCUUGAGGUGAAAAUUUGGGAAAAACAAAAACUCUAAUUUCCCGUAACUUUGGUCGGUGUUUUGUCUUGCUGCGUGUGUUUGAGGUACCACAUUUAGCUUCGGAUUGUUUUAUUUUAGAUCGCUUUUUACGACCUGAACUAUUCUGUGUCGAGAUUCCCUUUCGUGAAGAGAGAGCGAAGUAAAGCAAUCUAGGAUUACUUUCGAAACUCAAUUGAAACUUUCUCGAGGGAAUAUCUGUUUUGGCUUUUUCUUAGUUACACUUUCGAGAGAGUGCAAGAAGAUUCGGACAAGGUAUGGAAGUUCCAGCGAUAUGAACUGAUCGCUGAAUAUCACGGAAGACCGCUGUUCUUUCCUCCUUUGAUCUUCAUCUCUCACGUCCUGAUCUCCAUCCGAUGGAUAUGGCGGCUAUGCCGCUGUGGAAAUCCUCCCUCGGUCAGCUCUAUGAGUACGUAUUUACCGACAGGUUUGAUAUUUGGGACCAGUCAUUAUGUCAGUAUGUAUUGCCGGGGGGAGUUGGAGGAAAUUUUCUUUUUGGUGGGGUGUAGGGGGGGGGUCGCUAACUGAGUGUAAAGGGGGACUUUAACGAAUUAAUUGCCAGGAGGGAUCACUCGAAUACUACAUAGCGUUAGGGUGGGAUCAGGUAACUUUUUUAUGACGCAACCAAAGCUCCUCCGGGAGAUUGUAAAAUUCAACAGUAUCUAUUUGUAGUAACGUUGUUUACAGUAAUCAAAACUGAGAAAAAUGCAUUUAACCCUUUUCCAUCCUAACAUCAGUAUGCAUAUUCUCCAUACUGUUCUCUAUACAUUUCCUAAGGUGCUGACAAGGAGAAUUGGUCAACAAUCAAUGGCGUCUUUCGUUGGGGAUCAUUUCUUCUAUUCUCGUGACCUUAAUCUGUGAUUUAGGGUGAUAUUGUGAGGAGAAAUUAGAUGCUGGUCACACCUCGGGGUUAAAGGGUCAAAGGGUUUAGAGACGCCGAGGGUCCAUGCGCUUCUAUGGUAGAAACAAUGGUAUAAACAAUUUUACCUUCAUUUUUAUUUGAAGAAAUUAAAUUGACUGAUUACGAGAAGGAGCAACUUGAGAACUGGGAGUUUCAGGGAGCAGAGUACUUCCUUCACACGAAACGAACAGAGGAGAAGAACACAUUGGAAAAAAGAGUCUGUACCCUCGGAGACAGGUUUGUGGUGUCGUGUUGUGUUAUGAACAUAGCAAUUCUCAUAACGAUUUCAAUUCACUCCUUCUUACCUUUGUUUCCUCUAACAGGGUAAACGACGCCACUGUUAAGCUUGACCGUAUAAUGGAAUGUGUCAUGGACACUAGUGCCGUGGACUCAGAGAGCGCCCCCGGAGUAGCUCAGCCGAAUAUAGAUUUUAGACCGCCGACGCGUGACACUGGUGCUUUGGAGCGGAGACUGGCGCGAAUGGAGGACAACGUGGCAUCGAUAUUAAAAACGAUGAAGACGUUGGUGGAUUUAGCUCAUAGUCAAAAGGUGUUUUAUCCAUACCGUUCUCUGUAUAUUCCCCACAGUAAUGAAAAGGAAGGGGUUUUUUAGCAAUUAAGAGCUUCUUCAGUUGGCGAUCAUUUCCUUUAUUCUCAUGGAGCUAUUGUUUAAUUCUGAUUCAUAAUUCUAAAACUGUGCUUAAUUGAAGGUAUGCUCACAACAUUUUUCAUUGUUGUAGGUUCAAACUUCCUCCAUGCCGUCGUCAGGUGAGUGGAUGUAAUUUUGUUAAAUGUUAGUAAUUAAUCCACCUUACCGUAAUUAGACUUCAUUAGCAUUUUGCUGCAAAUUCCUUGUUUUUAUUGGCCCAAUAGGAAAAGCCCAGAACAGAAGUAGGGUUUUCGGUUUUAUCACUUGUCGAAGUCCACGAGAAACCUUUUAUAAUGUUGUAGAAUAUUUACCUUUUGCCACCAUAAAAAGGUUCUCUUAAUCAAACUAAAUAAUUUUGAUCUUUCUCAUUUUAGAAACUGCGCCCGCCAACAUUCUUGAUCUCCGUCCAGUAGCUCCAGCGUUCAUCCAUCACAAGGCACGCGCAACGCCCUACCCGCAAUCCACUGUGAAGAGAUUUCAGGUUCCGGAUGAUAACGUGCCGUGGGAAGUGAGUGACUCUUCAUUUUUUUUGCCUAAGUUAAUGUUUUCGUCUUUGCGUUGUCCUGCGCCGAACGCGUUUCGUUUAAGUCUUUCCACUGUCCGUAAGGGCUGUUGAAGCACAAGUUUCAUUGCUCUUGCUUCCAAUUGCAUCUUCCCGCUUUCUUUUUUUCGUAGUUAACGUAUGGCCGCUUGUAGCCCAUGCUAUUUUCUCUGUUACGUUAUCCGCGCUUUUCGCUGGUGACGCGCGUUCCUCUGCUUGAAGCCGUUUGUGUUUCCGCGCUUGCAUUUUCCCGCGUGUUUCGCCUGUUCUGUAGGUCGACUGUUCUACUUCUUCGGCCUGAAGUUCGUGUUUUUCAUAUUCUAUUUUGUCGUAUUUACCGCUGAUACAUAACUCUUUUCGAAGGUGGACUUACCAGAUUACAGUCCCGUAAAUUAUACCGCCCCUAUUGUUCUGAAGAAACCUCCAUGGGCUGACUACGACUUAAUGAGCAUGUAAGUUGCUUUAUGGCAUCAUAUAACACGCGUUGUGAUUGGUCAACGUGAUAUUUUAGGAAUGAAAGACAACCACACAACUAUGGUUUGAAUUAUUAUAUAAUCCAUUCGUCAUCUAAGAGCCAUUCUUCAUUAAAAACAGCAAAUAUUACCUGAUAUAAAGGUUGCGUCGUUGGGUGCCAGGCGUUUGGUCACAUCCACCUUAUGAGUUCAUGUAGUGUUGUGUUUUAUAUGUUACCAUAGUUACUCACCUUAGUUAUUCAUGUUGUUCAUUUUAGGCAUCCUUCAGCUCGUCCACCGCUGGCCUACAACAGGCUCGACGAUGAAUAUAAAGUAAACCGUGCUAGUCAUAUGGGACCGUACCGAGUGAAAGACGGACUACCGCUGUAUGUAUAUAUGCAUAUUUAUAUAUUUAUUAUUCAGCAGUCUCGCUAAUGGAUUAUAGAAUUUUUGGACAAUUUAACUAUGUGAAAACCUUUUAGUUUGUAUGGUAGCAUAGUUAGAGCUAAGACAUUCAUUCUGGAAAAAAUCAGUUUCACUUUUACGUGCAAUCCAAUUUUGAAAGUCAGAGCGGAACGAAAUUCAGGUUCUGUCGUACCGGUAUCUUCUAACCGGAAACUAAUCCACUAAGCGAAGCAAAACCAUGAAACCUACCUUUAUCUUGUUUAAAAAAGAUGGUAAAUCGGUACUUCUUUUUUCCUCUCACCAGUACUUCUUUUUUCCUCUCACCAGUAAUCCCAUGGGCCGCACGGGCGUCGUAGGAAGAGGACUCCUGGGACGAUUCGGUCCCAACCACGCCGCUGAUCCCAUUGUUACACGGUAAUGAAAAGACCACAGUCUUGUGAAUAUCUUUAAUUUUAAUGGAAACUGCAUCUUGCUAUGUUGCGAUGCAAAGAGGGGCCACACUGUUAGGCAGCCGACCACGCCCUCGUCACUAGUUACACUUCCUACGUUUGGUACCGCGUGCAUGACUUUUACCAGGACACCUGUCAUGUGUAGACAGUAGUGUCUCCCGUCCUUAUACUCUUGUUUUACCCUUGAUCCCUAUUAUCUUACAGGUUUGUUCUCUUACCGCAGCAGAAAGAAGCUUGUGUUGUUACUUCACUUUUUCCUUGUGGGUUAAGCUUUACCAAUGUAUUUUGUUGUGUGAUAUUUAUCAGGUGGAAGAGAACCAGCGGCGGUGUUAUGUUAGACGGAGGGAAAAAAGUUCUUGAGUUUGUUGCUAUUCAAAGAAGGGACAAUAGUCAGUGGGCCAUACCAGGGGUAAGUUUCUCAAUUAGGGUUUAGCAGUCGCUGUUUGUACAUUUGUUGAUAUUCAUUUUCUAUCAAUAGUCGCACUUGUCAAUAAACCUUCCCUCUCUCGGUUUGUUCACCUUGUUUGUUAUUUCAGUUGUGUGUGCGCGCGUUUAUUCGUUCGUCCACUUGCUUGUUCGCUCGCUUAUUUUUCUUUGUUUAUUUCUCAAUUUCUCUUUCGUUUGGCCAAUCGUAUUCUCGCGUGUUCGCUCGUUCUUCCCUUUCAUUAGUUGUGUGGUUGUUUUGUUCAUUCGUUUGCUUGUUGGUUCGUUGACGCGAUCUUUCAUGUAUUCAUUCAUUUUCUACCUUUUCAGGGUAUGGUCGAACCGGGGCAAGUUGUAACUCAGGUUCUUAAGGCGGAGUUUGGAGAAGAGGCAAUGGCAAAGCUCAGUGUCACAGACGCAGAAAGAGAGAAAAUCAGCCGGCAAAUCGACAGACUCUUUCACAACGGAGUUGAGGUGACUCGAUUAAUUUAUUUGCCCUUUUCUAUGAAGGAAAGAUACGCUCCAGGCCGUAGCAAUAACUAUUAUUUUCGCGAUUUUCCAGGUGUACAAAGGUUACGUUGAUGAUCCCAGAAACACAGACAACGCUUGGAUGGAAACAGUGGCCGUCAAUUUCCACGACGACACCGGAGAAAUAUUCAGUGAAUUCAAGCUACAAGUGAGUUGUUUUUGUAUUGGAACGCCCGGAAGAUGAAAAGGGAGGAGUGAGGAAAGCCUCUAAAAACCUUUGCUAAUUUGUAAACCAACUACAACCUUUUUUGGGCGAAAAGUUUUCCUUUUCAUAUACCUAUUACCACACACUUAUUGUCUUGAUACAUGAACGCUCGCUUACCGGUCGCGUCAACCCCCCCCCCCCUCCCCUCCUCCUCUCCUCCUCCUCCUCCUCCUCAGUCUCUCAACGAAACCCCUUUUUUAACCUUUUGAAAAUCCUUCGAUUCACAUUCACAGGCCGGAGACGACGCGGCCGCAGUGCGGUGGCAGAGAGUCAGUGGCAAUAUUCCUCUUUUUGCAAGUCACGUGUCUAUACUGGAAAAAGUCGCCAAAAUUAGAAACGCAGCAUUUUAAAAUCAAACAUCAAAGGGAAAAAAAAAUGGAAUAUUUUCAAGAGGGGGUUUCCUUUCACAGUGUGGGUGAAAGAGGUUAUUUAUUUUUCACGUCAUGUGAAUAGUAUUUGAACCUGUAUAGUAUUGAUUGUAGUUUCAUACUGCUUAGAAGACAUGUCUAAAUCUUUUUAGAUGUAAAGCAGUGUAGUUCGUGAUCAAAGAUAAACUGUCCUUGUAACAAAGCUUGUCAGGACACAAAGCUGAUUGUAUUUAUUUUUUUUAAUUGAAAGGUGGUUAAUUUCCAAUACUCUUUUGUUUUUUCAUGAAUUUCAAUAAUUGUAGGUUGUUAUUUUUGUAUGAAAUAGAUUCAUCAAGGAGUGUUGUUGGAUAAAUUAUGAAAUUUUUCUUUCCAACAAAGUUUAUAUUUGAAUCAUUAACAUACAUUAAUUUUUUAUUUAUUUCCGAGUCUUUUAUUCUUCUUUCUUUUAACCAACGUUACUCACUACUCAAGAGAUAACUUUUCUCAAAACAUACGUGUCUCUAGAACAGAAGGGGGCACAAGUGGUGUGAAGGGGCAGAAAAUCCUCCCUACUCACUCCUCCCUUGGAUCUGUCACUGUUAAACUUCUCACUAAUUGUUAACAUUUUGUAAAUAGAAUUUCCAGCAAAAGUGAACUGAAUAAAAACUCAGCUUUAGUCUUUGGAGUGUUUCUGUUC